GGAGAGGGGUCGGGAGGAAGAGAGGCAGAGAGCACGAGAACAGUAGCGGCAGCAGCAGUAGUUGUCCGCCAGGCUGUCUCCUCCUCUCUUCCCGCGUCGCCAUGCAGCGCUCACGUUAAUCUACCGCACGGUUACCGGCGGGAGGCGAGCGUCCCCUCCGCCCAGGAUGCGGCCUCAAUCCGGCUGAACCAGAGACCCGACUGGGACCGGGACUCGGCUCUCUUCGGCCAUAGCGGAUGUAUGUGGACGUUGCAGUCCGGGUUUGACUACAGGGCGCCUGCGUCGCCAGCUGUUGCUUGCAUGGAGAGAAGUGGCGCCAACAGCAGGAGGAAACGGCAGAAGGAUGCGGUGACGUUAUAGAAAGGACCACCACCCGUCCCACCGGAGCCGGGGGACGAAUGCGAGCGGACGCUAUCAUCGAGUCUUUGCGUGUUUUAUGCCUAUAGUCGGUGUUGGAGUAAGCGUACCGAUGGAGAAAUCUACACCGCCACCCCAGCCCCAGAACCCCCAGCCCGGGGUCCAGGUCCUGCCUCAGGUCCAAGUCCCGCCCCUGCCCCAGCUCCCGCUCCAGCUGUCCAUCACCAAGACCGACAGUCCGGCGGAGGACAUCUCCAACGUGAGCGAGGAGGAGCUGACGCGGUGGACCAAGGAGGAGCUGGCGCGGCGGCUGAGGCGCUCCGAGGCGGACAAGAUGAGCGUCAUCCUGGACCACGGGAACCUCAUCCGCGAGGUCAACCGCAGCCUGCAGCUGCACCUUAACGAGAUCCGCGGGCUGAAGGACAUCAACCAGAAGCUGCAGGAGGAUAACCGCGAGCUGCGGGACCUGUGCUGCUUCCUGGACGACGACCGUCAGAAGGGGAAGCGUGUGUCGCGGGAGUGGCAGCGGCUCGGCCGCUACAGCGCCAGCAUCAUGCGCAAGGAGGUGAGCCUGUACCUGGGCAAGCUCCAGGAGCUGGAGCAGCGGCAGGACGAGGUGGUGAGGGAGAACCUGGAGCUCAAGGAGCUGUGCCUGCUGCUGGACGAGGAGAAGGGCUCCGGGCCGGGGCCCCCGGGGGCCGGGGGGGGCCUGGCCCCGGGGGUCCCUGGGCCGGGCUGCCGCGGCUCCAUGGACAGCCAGAGCAGCCUGCUCACGGUGCCCGGGGCCCCCGGGCUGCUCCUGAGGGACGUGGGCGACGGCAGCAGCACCUCCAGCGCCGGCUCGGCCGACAGCUCGGACCACGCCCACCAGAGGGCGCCCCCCCGCCACGCCGCCGCCGGCCUGGGCGUGGCGGGGGGGGGGGAUAAAGGCAGCCCCGAGCCCCCCCGUAAGCCGCGCUGCAGCAGCAUCAGCGGGAUGGCGGGCGGGGGGGAGCCGGGCAGCCCGGACCACCCGGCGGGACGCCACCGCAGCACCAGCCUGGAGUACCCCUACGUCCUGCCGCCCCCCCGGCCCCGCUGCGGCUCCGUGUCGGACCACCGCGUGAUGCGGGGGCUGAGCCCCGAGAAGUACGGCCGCGCGGUGGGCCGCCGCAGCCCGGAGCAGCCCCCCAAGCACUACGGCUCCGACCUGCUGCUGGGGCCCAAGGGGCACCUGCACGGCCCGGGGGGGGGCAGCGGCGAGCUCUACCCCCCCCGGCACCACCGCAGCAGCCUCAGCGAGCCCCGGCACCUGGAGGGCGGGGGCAGCCCCGAGACGCACCGCCACCUGUACGCCCUCAGCCCGGACCACCACGGGAAGUACGGCCCCCCCCCCCGGGAGGGACGGCGCCCGGAGGGGGCCCGCCGCCGAGGAGCUGUCGCCGCACCACAGGGGCGUCUACAACGGGAUGAACGCCUCGAUGCCUCUUCCUGACCUCACCGUACCAAACCAUAAGCUCUGCCGAACCCGGACGCCUCUCUCCACUUCCUCCCAGUAGAAGGCGGGACUUCCUCCUCGCCCGGGCCUUCAGUCCUCUUCUGUUUAAAAAGAAGCCCUCAAACGUCCCGCCUCCAUCGUCGUCCAUUCUGCAUACCCAGCCCUGGUGAGGCGAGAGUGACGUGGAACGGACGGGCGGGGGGGGGCGAGAGGUACGCCAUUGAUGUGCGGGUUUGACUCCCACCAUGACUGCCACGGCCAACGGGGUGACAUCAGGAGUGGAGAGCUGUUCCUCUCUCUCUCUCCCUGCCAGCGGUGAGCCACCCCCCGGACACACGGAGGGAGGCUGACAGCGAAAGAGGAUUUGCACUCAGAGCGCCGGUAUCUUCUGUUUACAGAUGUCACUCAUCCUCCUCUGAAAGCACAUGGGGCUUCCUGUCCCGGACCCCCUGAUUCUGUACCUGGACGCUCCUCUCUGUCUGCUCCUCACACUGCCUUUUCUUUGGAUGUGUCUCGCCUGGUCUGCUUCUCUUGUUUACCUUUUCCCCUGUCCCUCUCGUCUCUCUCUCGUCUCUCUCUCUCUUUCUCUCUCACUCUCUCUCUCUCUCUCUCUCUCUCU
Gadus morhua (Atlantic cod) is the source of this 2453-nucleotide messenger RNA. Its product is annotated as coiled-coil domain-containing protein 85A. The coding region runs from base 437 to 1831 and encodes 464 amino acids. Lineage: Eukaryota; Metazoa; Chordata; Actinopteri; Gadiformes; Gadidae. The transcript is spliced from 3 exons. The record is from RefSeq and is a predicted model, not a curated record.